UCCGCCGCCGCCGCCGCAGCGAUCGCUGCCCCGCGCUCGGCGAGCAUGGAGGUGCAGCUGGGGGUCGGUCGCGUCUACCCGCGACCGGCGGGCAGGACCUUCCGCGGGGCUUUUCAGAGCUUCUUCCAGAGCGUCUGCGACGCUUUCCAGCCGCCGCGAGAGGAACCGGGCGGCGCCGGGCAACCUCCGCCGAGCGCGCCCUGCCCGCCGAGCCCCCGAGCGCCGCCGGACUCCCCCGCCUGCCUGCCGCCCCCGCCGGGCUGCCUGCCGCCCCCCGAGCCCCGCGUCCCCGGUAAGGCGCUGCCGCCCGCCGGCCCCGCCAUGGGCUCGUCCUUCCCUUGCACCGGAGAGCUGAGGGAGCUGCUGGGCGAGGCGGGUGCGAUUCCGAUGCUGCCGCCGCCUGAGACCGAGCCGGCGGACAAGGAAGAUCCGCUGGGCGACAGUGCCCGGCAGCUGUGCCGCGCCGUGUCCGCCUCCAUGGGGCUGGCGCUGGAGGCGCUGGAGACCCCGGCCGAGCAGCUGCCCCGCGAGGACUGCAUGUUCGCCGUGCCCGCCGGGCCGCCCCGCGCCCCCCGCCCGCCUGCCCGCGACCCCUCGCCCGUCUUCGAGGCCGCCCUGGCCGCAGAGCCGCCCGCCGGGCCGGGGCUGCCCCGCGGCUUCGGCCGCGUCAAGCUGGAGAGCGCGGCGGGGCCGGCCCCGGGCGGCGGCUGGGGCGGCCCGUGCCGCUUCGGGGCCGAGCUGGUCCCGCCGGGCCCCGCGCCCCCCUGGCCCACCUUCUUCGCCGAGGAGGGGCAGCUCUACGGGCCGUGCCCCGAGCCGCCCGCCGGGCCCGCCGACUGCCCUGCCGAUGCCUGGUACCCACCGGGCCGGGCGCCUUUCGCCGCGCCCGCCCCCGGCAUCAAGAGCGAGGUGGAGCCCUGGGUCGAGGGCUACGCCGGCGCUUACGGCGACCUCCGGUUGGAGCCGGGCCGUGACCAUGUCCUGCCCAUUGAUUAUUACUUCCCACCUCAGAAGACCUGUCUGAUCUGUGGAGAUGAAGCAUCUGGGUGCCACUACGGAGCCCUGACGUGUGGGAGCUGCAAAGUGUUCUUCAAGCGGGCAGCUGAAGGUAAACAGAAGUACCUCUGUGCCAGCCGCAAUGACUGCACCAUCGACAAGUUCCGGCGGAAAAACUGCCCCUCGUGCCGCCUGCGCAAGUGCUACGAGGCCGGGAUGACGCUCGGAGCCCGCAAGCUGAAGAAACUGGGUAACCUGAAGGCCCAGGAUGACAUGGAGGGAACCAGCUCAUCCAGCCCAACAGAGGAGCAAGCUCCCAAGCUGGUGAUGACACGCAUUGAUGGCUACGAGUGCCAGCCCAUCUUCCUCAACGUCCUGGAGGCCAUCGAGCCUGGGGUGGUGUGUGCUGGCCAUGACAACAGCCAGCCUGACUCCUUCUCCAACCUGCUGACCAGCCUGAAUGAGCUUGGGGAGAGGCAGCUGGUCUACGUGGUCAAAUGGGCAAAGGCUCUGCCAGGAUUUCGCAACCUGCAUGUGGAUGACCAGAUGUCAAUAAUCCAAUACUCUUGGAUGGGCCUGAUGGUGUUUGCUAUGGGGUGGAGAUCCUUCACCAACGUCAAUUCCAGGAUGCUUUACUUCGCUCCAGACCUGGUGUUCAAUGAGUACCGCAUGCACAAAUCCAGGAUGUACAGCCAGUGCAUCAGGAUGAGGCACCUCUCCCAGGAAUUUGGGUGGCUUCAGAUCACACCCCAGGAGUUUCUCUGUAUGAAGGCUCUCCUCUUCUUCAGUAUUAUUCCAGUGGAUGGCCUGAAGAACCAGAAGCUCUUUGAUGAGCUCCGCAUGAAUUACAUCAAGGAACUUGACCGGAUCAUUGCCUGCAAGAGGAAGAACCCCACCUCCUGCUCCCGGAGGUUUUACCAGCUCACCAAGGUCCUGGACUCUGUGCAUCCGAUUGCCAAGGACCUGCAUCAGUUUACAUUUGAUCUCCUAAUCAAGGCACACAUGGUGAGCGUGGACUACCCAGAAAUGAUGGCCGAGAUCAUCUCUGUGCAGGUUCCCAAGAUCCUGUCUGGAAAAGUCAAGCCUAUCUACUUCCACGCACAGUGAUCUUUCAGAGGGACCCCCGUGCUGCCACCCCCAUUCCAGCCAUCUCCUGCCUGUUACUUCUGCACUACUGUCCUGCAGUGCCUUGGGGAAUCCCUCUGUGGCGGUGGCCAAGGGGACAGGCAGUGACAGACCUGCUGAGAUUCCUGAGAUUACAAUUUUCCUGAGGUACCUCUGAACUGAACCCCUGGCGCCGACCUCUGCCUGGCACCAGCUGCUCACGGUGAUGGACGGGGACUGGUGGGGGCAGUGGCACCAUGUCUGAGUGUUCUCCUCUGUUUGUCACUGUGACUCCAGCAGCCCAGGGCCACGGGACAGCAGAAGAAGUGCCAGUGGUUGGUGGGUUUGGGGUGAUUUUUAUAAAAAGAAUACAACACAAAGCAGGUUG
Messenger RNA from Melospiza georgiana, 2488 nucleotides. It is a transcript of the gene AR, whose product is annotated as androgen receptor. Lineage: Eukaryota; Metazoa; Chordata; Aves; Passeriformes; Passerellidae. Gene Ontology annotation, cellular component: nucleus. The record is from RefSeq and is a predicted model, not a curated record. Gene Ontology annotation, molecular function: steroid binding; zinc ion binding; sequence-specific DNA binding. Gene Ontology annotation, biological process: regulation of DNA-templated transcription; androgen receptor signaling pathway; male gonad development. The transcript has 8 exons. Bases 46 to 2103 code for a protein of 685 amino acids.